Messenger RNA from Capsicum annuum, 1036 nucleotides. RefSeq lists its product as uncharacterized. NCBI's taxonomy places the organism in Eukaryota, Viridiplantae, Streptophyta, Magnoliopsida, Solanales, Solanaceae. The record is from RefSeq and is a predicted model, not a curated record.
GAAAAAGAAAAUGAAUAGGUGUGGUUAUCAACAAAGUGCCUUUUGUGUUGGUGUUGGAGAGAUGAGACGAGGAGAUAUAUCUGUGUCUGGUGGUCUUGUUUGCCCCAAACCUCGCCGGAGCGGGAUCUGCAAUUCUUCUUAUGUUUAUGCUGCUGAUGAACCUAUCAAACCUUCUUCUCGGUUCCUGCAAAUCAAUAAUCAGCAACCGGAGGCUUGCGAUUUGAAAGCCGGAACUGAACUUCUGGAUAUCAUCCUCUCCAAGGGAAAUUAUGAUGUGGAGACGCCCAAUUUUGAUAUGGCUUCAUCUCCACCUUUCUUUUUCGGGUCUCCACCCAGCAGGGCUUCGAAUCCCCUGAUUCAGGAUUCCCAGUUCAGCAACAACAAUUUUGUUCCUAUACUAGCAAUUCCAGAAGGAGCAGCUACAUCUGCAGCACCUUCUCCACCACAACCCUCCGCAUCCGCUCGUAAGAGCGGAGGAGGCUGCUCCCCGAUGAAGUUCGGGAUCAAGCCAGCGGCUGUGAGGAUUGAAGGCUUCAAUUGCCGCAGCAGCGUCUCUGCUGUAGCUUAGGUAAAAUCCUAACAAGCGAAAAAAAAACCAAAGUCAAUAAAAAUGUGAGAUUUUUGGGAUGAGGUGAGUUACCAAAACGAAUUCGUUCUAGUUUUGUAUAUAUAGAGUGAUAAAAAGAGAGUCAUCAUGAGUUAAUAUUUUCCAAAAACCAUUCAAAUCCUGUUUGUGAAUAUGUUUAUUAGGUGAUGAAUGAGUCUUGUUCAUUUGAUAUCGGAAAAAUAAUACUCGUAGUUUAACCCGAAUAGGAGAGAUAAGUCAAAAGAUUUUGCGCUUUCCUUUCGGAGUAAUUAGGGUUCUUAUUUAGCAUUAGACCAAAGUUUGUAUUGAGUUAUCUAUUAUUAUAGUGUGAAAGAGUCAAAAAGAGAGACUUCUUCUUUGUGACUGAAAAGUUUGUCACUCUUAUAUCCUUCAUUGUAAUUGUAAUCAGAAGGUAAAUAGAAGAUGGUCUUCUUAGACUAGUUCUUUUCA